Molecule: messenger RNA, 612 nt
Organism: Zingiber officinale
Lineage: Eukaryota; Viridiplantae; Streptophyta; Magnoliopsida; Zingiberales; Zingiberaceae
Product: 60S ribosomal protein L37-3
Exons: 4
Coding region: 127-411 (94 amino acids)
Biological process (GO): translation
Cellular component (GO): cytosolic large ribosomal subunit; ribosome
Molecular function (GO): structural constituent of ribosome; RNA binding
Source: RefSeq, a predicted model, not a curated record
AUAAAUGCGAUGCAGCUCCUGCUCCACCUCGUUCGCUAGGGCUUUGGUGCAACCGCUCUUUUCGCUCGCGGCCGCCGCCAAGCUGUCCCUCGAGGGGCGACCGGAGGAGAACACUGAUCUGUACGAAUGGGGAAGGGCACGGGGAGCUUCGGGAAGAGGAGAAACAAAACUCACACGCUCUGUGUGAGGUGCGGACGGAGGAGCUUCCAUCUCCAGAAGAGCCGCUGCGGCUCCUGUGGCUAUCCUGCUGCUCGGAUCCGAAAGUAUAACUGGAGCGUGAAGGCCAUUAGGAGAAAGACUACUGGAACAGGUAGGAUGAGAUAUCUCCGUCAUGUUCCUCGGAGGUUCAAGAAUAACUUCAGGGAAGGAACUGAAGCAGCUCCAAGGAAGAAAGCUGCCGCAGCAAAUUAAUCAAGAGUUUUAUUUUAUCGCUAUUUAUCGAGGAGCACCUCUUUGCAUUGGCGUUCAUCGUGAACAUUUUAUCAAUUAGAUUCCUUGCAACUUCCUAUCGAAGAACUAUGGAUAUAAAUUUUAUAUUUUGAUGUUAAGUUGAGACAAUCUUGACUAUUGAGCAACACUCAAUACUAUAAUAAACUCAAGCUCCAACACUUA